GUUCGAGAGGUCUGUGGGUGGCUCUCUCCCUGCUCCCCAACUGAAGGUGUCUCCUAACCGAAACAAGGAGCCCAAUAACAAACCAGGAGGUACCUCUGUGACUUUGUCGACUAUGAGCUGCUAGUAUAAGGGCCUCACCAUGGACCUGUACAAACUAGCUUUCCUUUUGGGGGCCCUGAUCUGCACUGUGAGUGGUACUGAGCAGGACGGAUACGCCAAAACUGAAGGAGCAUGGAUCCUCUCGCUGCAGAGGCGAACGUAUUCGGCAAACACUGUGGCUGACUGUGCCGCCAAAUGUGAUGCUGAAACGUCCUUCACAUGCAGGUCUUUCAUAUAUAAUGAAAAGGACCAAGAGUGUUACACAGCAGGAGCAAACUCUAAAACAGAGAUUAUCCUGCGCAGAAGCAGCACAGCGUUAUAUGAAAAAAAAAUAUACCUCCUGGAGUGUGUAAAUGGAAUAGGAACAGAUUACAGAGGAACAAAGUCCAAAACAAAAACAGGAAAGAUAUGUCAGAGAUGGGAAGCAAAAUACCCACACAGGCCCAACAUGAGACCAGGGUUAUAUCCCCUAGCAGACCUUGAGUCUAACUUCUGCAGAAACCCUGAUUCAGACAGCGGGGGACCCUGGUGUUACACCACUGACUCCAACACCCGCUGGGAACACUGCAAUGUACCCAGCUGCACUGAGGACUGUAUACACUGCAGUGGUGAGGACUACAGAGGGAAAAUAUCCACUACAGAAAACGGAUUCACCUGCCAACGCUGGGACUCCCAGCAACCUCACAACCACGGCUACAUCCCCAGCGCUCUUCCAGAGAAGUAUCUUGAGGAGAACUAUUGCAGAAACCCCGAUGGAGACCCCAAACCAUGGUGCUUCACCACCAGCCCAUCCAAACGAUGGGACUUCUGCAACAUAUCCCGCUGCACAUCCGAGGCUCCCACCAUCGUCCCAGAGUUGACCUGUGCCACCAGUGAAGGUGGAGCGUAUAGAGGCACGAUUGCUGUGACUGAAUCUGGCAAAACCUGCCAGAGCUGGUCAGCUCAGACACCACACAAACACAACCGCACGCCAGAGAACUACCCCUGCAAAGGCCUGGAAAACAACUACUGUCGUAACCCAGACAAUGAGAGGAUGCCCUGGUGUUACACCACUGACGAUGGAACUCGCUGGGAGUACUGCAAGGUGCCGAGCUGUGGGGAUGCAGCCGGACCAGAUGAGCCAGUGAUCCCCCCAGAGGAGGAGGACUGCUAUGAGGGGGAUGGGACAAAUUACCGUGGCAUAACAUCAGAGACAAUCAGUGGAAAAAAAUGUCAAAGCUGGGGCUCCAUGACUCCUCACAGCCACAAAAAAACUCCACAGAACUUCCCUAAAGCGGACCUCAGGAGGAAUCUGUGCAGAAACCCUGACGGAGACCGAGCUCCCUGGUGUUACACCACAGACCCCAGUGUCCGCUGGGAGUACUGCAACUUGGAGAAAUGCCCCACCACUCCUUCAGUAGGCGCAACCACAACGAAACCUCCAAAUCCCUCCACCCCCACCCGGACCCCACCAGAGAAAGACUGCAAGAUUGGAAAUGGAGUUACGUACCGUGGUCCAACCUCUAUCACUAUUCUGGGCGUGACCUGCCAGGCCUGGAAUGCUCAGAGCCCUCACCAACACAACAGCUUCACUCCACAAUCUCACCCCACCAAGGGUCUGGAAGGAAAUAGCUGCAGAAACCCAGAUGGCGAUGUGAACGGACCGUGGUGCUACACUACAGACAGGAACAAGAAAUGGGACUACUGUCAGAUCCCCGACUGCGCUGGACUGGACUGUGGGACCCCGGUUGUCAAACCAAAGCGCUGUUUCGGUCGGAUCGUGGGAGGAUGCGUGUCUAAACCUCACUCGUGGCCCUGGCAAAUCAGCCUCAGGACCAAUACGGGAAUUCAUUUCUGUGGAGGAACUCUGAUUCACCCUCAGUGGGUCCUUACUGCUGCACACUGCCUGGAGAGGUCCAAACGGCCGGCAGCCUACAAGAUACUCCUGGGUGUCCACACGGAGAGAGCCACUGAGCCGUCGAAACAGGAGAGGAACCUGGAGAAACUGAUACUGGGACCCAACGGAGCCGACAUCGCCCUGCUCAAACUGCAGAGCCCUGCAAUAAUAAAUGACAAAGUCCUGCCAGCUUGUCUGCCAGACAAGGACUUCAUUGUUCCCAGUGGAACCGAAUGUUAUGUGACCGGAUGGGGUGAAACUCAAGGUACCGGAGGUGCAGGUGUCCUGAAGGAAACUGGUUUCCCUGUGAUCGAGAACAAGAUCUGUAAUCGUCCAUCAUACCUCAACGGCAGAGUCAAAGACCACGAGAUGUGUGCCGGAAACAUUGAGGGAGGAACAGACAGCUGCCAGGGUGACAGCGGUGGUCCUCUGGUGUGUAAUGCCCAGAACAGGUUUGUCCUGCAGGGUGUGACAUCAUGGGGUCUGGGAUGCGCCAAUGCCAUGAAACCUGGCGUCUACGCCCGAGUCUCCAAGUUCGUUGACUGGAUCGACAGAACCAUCAAAGCCAAUUAAAAAGUAUCAUCCAUCUUGAACAAUUACAGUAGCUUCAGUCACAGAAAGUGACGGUUCAUUGUGCUUUUUGCAGAUAAUUUAAUAAGUGUGUACUGUUCUGCUCCAAAAUGACAACCUAAGUUUGUUGCCUGGUGUUAUCUGCUGUCAACAGGUGUUUUGUUUCUUGUGGUGGAAGCACAAUAAGCAGAUCGUUUUCCUGGUUUCUGGAUGUAAAGGUGUGUUUUCUGUAAAAGCUGAAAAAUAAAACUUAAUGCAAAGGAA
Messenger RNA from Epinephelus fuscoguttatus (brown-marbled grouper), 2809 nucleotides. RefSeq names its product plasminogen (gene plg). Gene Ontology annotation, cellular component: extrinsic component of plasma membrane. Gene Ontology annotation, molecular function: serine-type endopeptidase activity; signaling receptor binding. The record is from RefSeq and is a predicted model, not a curated record. Gene Ontology annotation, biological process: proteolysis. NCBI's taxonomy places the organism in Eukaryota, Metazoa, Chordata, Actinopteri, Perciformes, Serranidae. The transcript is spliced from 20 exons. Bases 140 to 2548 code for a protein of 802 amino acids.